This is a messenger RNA of Dichomitus squalens LYAD-421 SS1, 1495 nucleotides long. RefSeq lists its product as uncharacterized. The record is from RefSeq and is a predicted model, not a curated record. Bases 191 to 1495 code for a protein of 434 amino acids. The transcript is spliced from 7 exons. Lineage: Eukaryota; Fungi; Basidiomycota; Agaricomycetes; Polyporales; Polyporaceae.
GGUACACCUGCCGACCGGCCCGGAACCAGGAUGGGAGCUGCGGGAAGCACCUUCGGGCGGGGCGCAGCUGAGAACUGUGGCAGAAAGCCUCGUCGUGUUGCAGUCGUUGAAGCAAUCACGAAACAGAUGGAUUGCCUCUGCUUUCCCCAAGUUCUCUUCAAAGGCACGCGGCGGCAAAGCAGUAGAGAAUAUGCCACCACCCCAUACCAUCAAGGCCCACGGGAAGUACGACCUACAUAUAGGACCUCACAUUUUCUCCAAUACGGCCCUCUAUGAAGCCCAUUACCUGCCAGCCAUGGACCCUGAUAGCGGUCAAGAGGCACAAUUGCCUCAUGACCCUCAAGUGUCGACAUCAUCAUCGUACGUGACCCCGGCAUUAUCCGCCAAAGUCCAGUUGGCAGCACAGACCAACCCUACACUUGCGAACUUGCUCAAUGCGGUCAUCAACCAUACCGCGACCGAUGAGGAGGUCAAGCGGCUGGGCGUUCUGAUCCGCCAGCUCGAAGACAUAUCGGAUUUGGGAAGUGCAAGUAACCCUCCCCCAAGCUCGACACCAUCAGUUCCGGUCAGAGCGGGUUCGCCGAAACCCUUUGACCUCCUUCUGGAGUUCCACGAAAAGCCUUCUGACAGGUGGAUACUACCUCGCGGAGAUGUAUUCUGCGAGCGUGUAGGCGUCGCGGAUGGUGCUUGGGUUAGAUAUGCCGACGUCAUCAUCACAAUGUGCAUCACUCCCUCCAGCCCGCCGUCAGAGCCACCUCCGACCAAUCAGCAGCCUUCUGACAGCCCUAUUCCAGAGGUCGUGAGCUUCCGCUUUUCAAGAGUGCCACAUUCAUUGUGGGAGCUCCUCAUAACAUGGGCGGGCGGACUGCAGAAGAUGGAAGAAAGCAAGGCAAGACUUGUUGAUUUGGUCAGGGCAGCAGCGCCACCAUCUUACUUGCAACAUCACGUUCCUGAGGGAGAACUUUUGACCGAGCUUCAGAACGCGACCGCUCCCUCAUAUACGAUGAAGUCCAUCAAACCCAUUGGGGCAGAUAGCACUCGAGCAAAGCGGAAGUCAGUGUCUCGGAAGCCAACUCUCGUCAUUCCCGAUACACCGCCUACCCGCGCGGAAAAGCCAACGCCAGCAAAGCGACGACAGUCACUGAAAGCGAAAACGUCCGCCCCACCAACUCCAAUCGCUUGCCACGCUUGCGGCCAAACGGAUGUCCCCUUGAUGAUGGGAGGACGAUACUGCCGGACAUGCAUAGAUGCGGGCAAAACGGUGGCGGACGUUCCCCAAGCUCAAGCGGCACCCCGCGGCGUCAUAACGCCUUCGUCCUCUCAGCCUUACUUUGUCCCAGUCAGCACGUCCCACCAAGCAGUUCCCUUCACUGUACAGCACACCGGGAGCUUGGCACAAGCCAAGACGGCGCCGUCUCAAGUGGCUACCACGUCCUCCAACCCAACUAAUUCGUAUCAAAUACCUUCCUCAAAGCCCAGCACACAGAGUUCAUGA